AUGAAGGCUCUUUCUCGCGCUCUCCGACCACUGACUGUUGGUAUUCGCCGAGAGGAUCCCGGUAGAAUAUGGGAGAGACGCGCACCCCUCACGCCAGAGGCCGUGCGGGACUUGAUCACGAAACAGGGUGUUCAGGUGCAGGUCGAAUCUUGCGACAGACGCAUAUUCACCGACGACGAAUACAUAAAGGCCGGUGCCAACAUUCGGAAGGACCUCUCUGCUGCCCACAUUCUACUUGGUAUCAAGGAACCUCUUUUAAGUUCGCUGCAGCUCUCGCCGGUCCCUUCCCCAAUUUCUCCAACCGAUGUCACCCGUACAUACAUGAUGUUCUCGCACACUGCCAAAGGCCAGCCAUACAACCUUUCGCUCCUGUCAUCCUUCCUUGGUCAUAAAGAACUACCUCGCCUCAUCGACUUCGAGCUGCUCACUGAUUCCGUGACCGUUAAACGGACCGUCGGAUUUGGGUGGUAUGCCGGGGUGGCUGGCGUUUUUGAAGCUCUGUCCUCCUUGGCUCAAUCUCAUCUUGAAUUUGGGGUUGCUUCGCCGUUCCUGUUGACUCCAAGACCGCAUACUCAGCCGUCUUUGGAUCAUCUGCGGGCAGCUCUACGCGCCAUUGGAGCGCGAAUUGCUGCAGAGGGCACCCCGAAAGCAUUGGGUCCAUUCAUCAUAGGCCUCACUGGGACCGGAAAUGUUGCAGAAGGCUGUCUGUCGGCUCUUUCGGAGCUGCCUAUUGUCAAAGUCGCUGUGAAAGACCUCCCGGCCCUUGUCAAAGAUCCGGAUGCAAACUUACGAAACAUAUAUCUUGUACAUGCUUUACCAUCUGACUACUUUACGCGUCUUGAUGGUGGUAAAUAUACACGAGAUCACUAUUAUACUCAUCCCAACGAGUACUCGUCAAACUUUUCCCAAACAAUCGCCCCUUACCUCACUCUUUUCCUCAAUGGCGCAGGCUGGGCUCCCGGAUAUCCACGAAUCAUGACAAAUGAGCAACUGGCGAUCUCACUUACACUCGCACAGGAGGUUGGCGGAGCCAGGUUCACGAACAUCGGCGACAUAAGUUGUGAUCCCGAGGGCGGCCUUCAAUUUCUAACGCAUGCAACUACGCUAUCGGCACCCUUCUUCAAAGCCCGACCCCCUUCUCUUCCUCAACAUUUACCUUCUGUGACAAUUAUGUCGGUGGACAUUCUACCAUCAUCCAUUCCUUUGGAUGCUUCACGGGGCUUUUCUCGAGCAUUGUUCCCAUACCUGGAAGCCCUGAUCGCAUCGUAUAGCGGCGGCGACACGAGCGGUGAUCGUAUUGAAGCUUUACAUCGAGCGACUAUCGCGAACAAAGGGGGGUUGUCCCCGCAACAUCAGUGGCUCCAAGAACGCGUGGAUGCAUGGCGCGCAUCGACGACGAAACCUUCAACAUCUUCCCAUGGCAAUCUGAAGGCAAAGCAUGUUUUGAUGUUUGGUAGUGGCAUGGUGGCCGGCCCUGCUGUGGACAAGCUUGCAGAAAGAUCUGAUGUUCGACUUGUGAUUGCUAGCAAUUCUCGUUUGGAGAUGGAGAAGCUACAAGGCACUCAUUACAAUGUACAGUACCGUGAAAUCGAUAUGGGAAAACACGCCGAUGUCUCGCGGCUUGUGGAAGAAGCAGAUGUUGUUAUCAGUCUUUUGCCGGCCCCCUUUCAUCCUGCAGUCGCUGAACAUUGUAUUCAACACAAGAAGCACAUGAUAACAGCGUCGUACAUCUCUAAUUCGAUGAGCGCUUUACACUUGCGCGCACUGGAUUCUGAUGUUCUUCUUCUCAACGAGAUUGGCCUUGACCCCGGAAUUGAUCACUGUUCUGCGAUCUCCCUCAUCUCUAGGCUUCAAGCUCAGAACAAGAAAGUAGUCUCUUUCAUCUCGUUCUGCGGCGGCCUUCCUGCACCCGAUGUAGAGGAUAUGGGUCCACUGAAGUAUAAGUUCAGUUGGAGUCCGAGAGGAGUUUUGACUGCCGCACUCAAUUCAGCGAAAUUUAAGCUCUUUGGUGAAGAAAAGAAUAUUUCGGGAACCAAUCUGUUGCGCUCGUAUUUUGCUCAGGUGCCCGUGUUGCCCUCAGUGCACCUGGAAGGUUAUGCAAACAGAGACAGUCUCCCGUAUGCUGCCGGCUAUCACCUAGGACCUCUUUCGAAACUGCGUACUCUAGUCCGAGGGACAUUAAGAUAUCCCGGCUACUCAGAACGACUUCAAUUCUUCAAAGACAUCGGGCUUCUUGAACUGAACGGAAUCAUCGAACUGAAGGAUUGGAUAGACUUUAUUCCUCUUUCGCAGAAGCUGAAGCAAGAACUUCAUCCAGAAGACAAGCAUAUCAAUUUGCAGUAUGCAGAGGAUGAUGGUGGGCACCUCGAAGCUCUGCGCUGGCUCCUUGCGGGUCGCACACCACCUCUGCCCACUAAACCAAUGGCUCCGCUGGACAUAUUCACAGUUCUCUUGGCGUACAAGCUCCAAUACGCACCUCAUGAGCGUGACAUGGUUGUCUUAUCCCACGAAUUCAUCACCAAGUCAGUCUCAGAGCCAUUGGCACCGGAAGAGGUGCACACGUCAUCAUUGGUCGCAUACGGUGACGACAAAUAUUCCGCUAUGUCGAGGACGGUUGGAUUACCUGUGGCCCUAGCGGCGCUGAAGGUGCUUGACGGGAAGGUGUCUGUGAGAGGAGUAGCGGGUCCUGGAGAUGCGAGUAUCCGGGAGCCGGUGCUUAUUGGAAUGGAAAGUGUUGGCUUGGGGAUGGAGGAGAUUUCUGGGGCUUCGGAAACAGUAGAGAAGGCUUUGAAACUUGGCGUUUCGGACCCAUGA
Guyanagaster necrorhizus is the source of this 2814-nucleotide messenger RNA. RefSeq lists its product as uncharacterized. The record is from RefSeq and is a predicted model, not a curated record. Bases 1 to 2814 code for a protein of 937 amino acids. Gene Ontology annotation, cellular component: cytoplasm. Lineage: Eukaryota; Fungi; Basidiomycota; Agaricomycetes; Agaricales; Physalacriaceae. Gene Ontology annotation, molecular function: saccharopine dehydrogenase activity. The transcript is spliced from 12 exons.